Ramularia collo-cygni is the source of this 156-nucleotide messenger RNA. RefSeq lists its product as uncharacterized. NCBI's taxonomy places the organism in Eukaryota, Fungi, Ascomycota, Dothideomycetes, Mycosphaerellales, Mycosphaerellaceae. The transcript has 2 exons. The record is from RefSeq and is a predicted model, not a curated record. The coding region runs from base 1 to 156 and encodes 51 amino acids.
AUGUAUCAAAAUUGGGUGUGCCGGUGUCAAGGACUAGAUGUUUCACAUCAAGCAUAUCCGGGCAAAGACCAACGUCGGUUAGAUAUCGCGGCUGCACGUCCUUUACAACAGAAGCCUCACAUACUUGUCAUGUUCGAGCGUGAAAUCUGUGCUUGA